CUUCCACCGGAGGCUACCAGUAAAGAACCACGUCAUCCAAACCAGCCUGCGUGUGGAUUCUUGACUGGACAGUCACGUGGUUUGCGAGCAAGCAGAGACUACAGACGGGUGUGCCUCAGUUUGAGCCUUUCCUUCCACUAUGCUCCCAUUCAAAGGAAAAAUUCAUCUGCAGAACCUCAGAAGUGAAGUGUCAAAGCGACUAGUGUGCCGCACCAGCGCUUUCUUCUUCACUCAGAUGGUCGACAUGUUUGCUUGCUCCCUUGUUGGAAGAAUAGUUUUCUUUACGUGUUUAUGCGGUUUGAUCACCAAGGGAGUGUCAGGAUGCCAACCGGUGUCUGUCGUCUGCGAAGACAUAAAGACUAAGGACGGCUUCAAGUACGACUAUGAUUGUAACUGUGGACCGGACACCAGAUGCACUAUAGAUGUAUUUAAUGAGAAGGAACUCCUCAUUGGGACCAUGACAUGCGGUCAACAGGGCUGCCAGCUGAAGGAAAACCCCUUGGUUGUCGUCGGAAUCUACCGUAACAACACUGUGCUCAAAACUUGCCUGGACAUAAAAGUCCAAUGCACGGACCACCACUGUUGGAACUUCACAGCUGAUUUUAAUGAUACUCUAUUAUUAGACGCUCACAGAGAAGUGGGAACCAAUCAUUCAUUCACACCUGGUGGUGUUCCACCAGAGAACAACACAAAGAUCUACUGGAUCAUCACAGCCAUUGUGGUGUUCGUGGUGUUCGUGGUGUUUGCGUUUGUGUUUUGGCUGUUGUACCGUUAUCGCAAAUUGAAAACGCCGAGUGAUGCAACAUGUUCUGACUAUCUGAGGACAAUUGUACAAAGAUGCUUCUCACGUUCCCCGGCUGAACACGACCAGAAUGGCGAGCUUGGAAUCCCGUUGUCCGACAGGAACGGGGGGACACACACGUCUGCUGUGAAUGGCGGAGCAGAGCCCACCAGCGUCGGUGUCUGCAGUGGUGCUGAUCAACCUCUGACUGCUCCUGAAGGGGUUUCUCUCCAAAAUGGUUCUGCUGCCGCAUAUUGACAUGGAGUCAACAUCUGCAGCAAGAACCAAAGCCAACAUGAGGAAAAAUAAACUAUAUUUAUAUUUUUAGAUAAAUAUUUAUAUUAUUAAAAAUAUUUAUACAUGUUAACAGUGUUGGGUUAGUUACUGAAAACCAGUAACUAGUUUUUUUCAAAAGUAACUUGGUUACUUACACCAAAAAGUAAUGCGUUAGGGCAAAAAGUAACUAUUUAGUUACUUUUUUAAAAGCUCCCAUUUUUUAUGCCCUUUUUAGCCUUCAUUUGAGUACUGUUACUGCGUUGUACAAUAAUACAAUCUGUUGAGCAACCUGACAUGCAUUUCAAUCACCGGACACACAAAGAUAUGUUUCAAAGGGCCAAUUUAUUUCAGGCCAGAACAAAUUGACAAAACUGUUUAAAAUAGCUGCAACAUAACAGACUAGGGAUGCACCGAAAUCAAAAUUUGUGGCCCAAGCCGAAGCCGAAUAAAAUUUAAAUGCUUGGCCGAAUACCGAAUAAUGAAUGCAGUUUUUCACAAUUUUUUUUUUAAAUUGCAUAAAAUACCCUAGAAAUAUGUUUAGACAUUUUUUUAUCGAAUAUUGACAUUUUUUUUAAUAUUCCAGUAGCCUUUGCUUUUAAAAAAAAUAGCACGUCUGACGUCAUCGCUAAAAGACCGAUAAACAUAAAGGCGUUUAAUUUGCCAAAAUUCACCCAUUUAAAGUUCGGAAAUCGGUUAAAAAAAUACAUGGUCUUUUUUCUGCAACAUCAAGGUAUAUAUUGACGCUUGCAUAGGUUUGGUGAUAAUGUUCCCCUUUAAAGACCAACACCACAUUUACAGCCUUCACAAUAAAAGUACUCAUGUCUGACCAAAUAGUAAAAGAUCUUUCACAAGCAUAUAUUUUUUUUUUGCACAUUAGCUGUGUUCUGUAAUUAUUUCAUUUAGGGAUGCACCGAAAUGAAAAUUUGUGGCCGAAGCCGAAGAAAAUUUAAACGCUUGGCCGAAUACCGAAUACAGUUUUUCAUAUUUUUUUAAAUAUUGCAUAAAUAGCCUAGAAUAAAUAUUUAGACAUGUUUUUCAAAUAAAGUAUUUUUUUAUUGAAUAUUGACAUUUUUUAAAUAUUCCAGUAGCCUUUGCUUUUCAAAAAAAGUACAAAGUUUUUCAUUUAUAUUAGGCCUUCAAACAAAACAUGCAUUCCAAAAAAAAAUAAAGUGCAUUAAAGUGGAUAAACCCACAACAAAUGAAUUAUUGUCCUUUUGGCAAAAGUCUGCUUAGCCACAGUAGAUAUGCUAAUAAUGUAAACAGAAGGCUCAAGUAAAUCUCAAUAAGUGUGUGCUUGUAACCUCAUACACUUAUACAGGUAGCCUACACAACAGGCUAAUAAUGUAAACAGAGGCCCCACUAAAUCUCAAUUAAGUGUGUGCUUGUAACCUCAUACACUUAUACAGGUACACAACAUAUCCCAACGUCACCGCACGUUGGUUGAUCGCGUCACCGCGUCCAAAAAUUGCGUCACACGCCACUACGGGGUCAUCCUAAUACCCCCCGCUUACGGGGGGGUACUAGGAUGACAGGGGAUGCAAAACAUUAACAGUACAAUACGUUUUCAUAACAUGGUCACUACUGCCUACUUUGUCUUGUUAUAUUCUUAUUUUACUGUUAUAUUGUUAUUCCCAUUGUUUUUAUUCUUUUUGUAAUAUUUCUCUAUUUUGUUUCCUUUUAAACCCCCAUUAUUUACUUUUUACUUUUUUUAAAUUGAUCUCAACUCUGUACACUGCUGCUGGAAUUUUAAUUUUCCUGAAGGAACUCUCCUGAAGGAAUCAAUAAAGUACUAUCUAUCUAUCACUAUUCGGCCUUGUUUUUAACUCAUUCCACCGAAGGCCGAAUGUGGCUUUUUUUUUGCCAUAUUCGGCCGAAUAUAUUCGGUUACCGAUUAAUCGGUGCAUCCCUAUAACAGACAUAAGUAAAAAAAAAAAAACGCAGAGUCUUCCAGCCCUUCUUUUGCAACCACUCUGAUGUUGAUUUGGAGGUAUGCUUGGGAUCCUUGUCCUGUUGGAAGGUCCAACGUCUCCCAAGCCUCAGCUUCCUCACUGACUUCAUGAUAUUUGCAGCUAAUAUAUCCUGCUAGGAAAUAGAAUUCAUAAUGCCUUGAAGGCGCUGGAGAUUCCCGGUACCUGAGGCAGAGAAACAGCCCCAGAGCAUGAUUGACCCCCCACCAUGCUUAACAGUAGGCGAGGUGUUCUUCUCUUUGUAAGCUUCAUUUUUUUUUCUCCUCCAGACAUAACGUUGAUUCAUAGGCCCAAAGAGUUCCACUUUUGUCUCAUCACUCCAUAGAACAGUUUCCCAAAACCUUUGGGGUUUGUCCAGAUGAUUUUUGGCAUGCUGGAGUCUAUUUUACUUGUGCCUGGUAGUCAGAAGUGGGUUGUGCCUGGGAGUUCUGGCACGGAGGCCUUCAUCUCGUAGUGCGCGCCCGAUUGUUAAAGCGUUAGUCCCAACACUGCAUAUUAAUAUAUUUAUAUAAACAAUAACAUAUUCUUUAUCAUAGAAAAAAAAUAUAUACUUUAUAUGGUUUGUGCAGCCCUUUGAGACACUAGUGAUUUAGGGCUAUAUAAGUAAACAUUGAUUGAUUGAUUGAUAUAGUCAGGUAAAUAUAUAUAUGCUGGGCCAUACCAAAAUGGUCCCUAACAUUCUCAGGAAAGGGGCUCGCCAAUAUGACUUCGGACCUCAGCUGCCAAAGCUCCUCGAUGAACAAAUAGAUGCGGUGGACGCAUUAUGCAGAAUUAGAGGAUAUUUUCCAAUGAGCAGACAUGCUUUAGAAAAGUAUGACUGAGGUGUUGAAUAACUUUGUGCCACAUAUCAUCUUCACCAGCUGAUCAACAAUCAGUUUGUAUUGUUGUUUUUUUAUUCGCACUGCGUAUUUUGAUUGUUCAUGAUUUUUUUCUAUGUCUUUUGGCUUUAAAAAAAAAAUGUGUUUUGGAUUUUAAAUUUAAAACAAAGCAACAAAAAAUGAGCUGAAGUAGUAUAACACAACACAUAUUAGUAAAAUAGCAUGCCGUAGUUCCUUGAAUUGCUGCCGGGUAUAUAGUAUGCGCCUGCCUAGAAUUUCCACAGGGUCAAACUCGUCACGUCACGAGUGACACUUCACCUGUCAUCAUUUUCAAAAUGGAGGAGGCUGACUUCAAUCAUUUGAAAUCGCAUAAAGGGAAGAAGAUUAAGAGCUAUUCAGUAGGAUUUAAGGUCCAAGCUAUUGAAUAUGCAAAAAAGAACAGUAAGCAGCUAUGUUUUAUUAAUAUACAGUUGUGAUCCAAAUUAUUCAACCCCUACACAAUUUUGGUGUUUUAGCAAGUUGGACAUUUAUUCCGUAUUUUCUUUAUAGUCAUAUCAAAUAAAGAUGUGUCAAAUAGACAAAUGCAACGUCAAUUGUAACCUUGUAUUUGACAAAAUAGCAAAAAAGGACAUUUUUCUUAAUAUCUCAUUGACAAAAUGAUUCCACCCCCUAGUUCCAUGCAUCUUUAGUACUUAGUAGAACAGCCUUUGGCAGUAAUGACAUCCUUCAAAGGUGAUACAUAAGCUUCUUGCAAGCAUCUACAGGUAUUUGAGCCCAUUCCUCUUGGGCAAAGGCCUCCAGUUCAUUCAUAUUCUUGGGCUUGUGUGCUGCAACUGCCUUUUUCAACUCCCACCACAGCUUUUCUAGAGGAUUUAGGUCUGGCCACUCCAGAGUCUUCCAGCCCUUCUUCUGCAACCACUCUGAUGUUGAUUUGGAGGUAUGCUUGGGAUCCUUGUCCUGUUGGAAGGUCCAACGUCUCCCAAGCCUCAGCUUCCUCACUGACUUCAUGACAUUUGCAGCUAAUAUAUCCUGCUAGGAAAUAGAAUUCAUAAUGCCUUGAAGGCGCUGGAGAUUCCCGGUACCUGAGGCGGAGAAACAGCCCCAGAGCAUGAUUGACCCCCCACCAUGCUUAACAGUAGGCAAGGUGUUUGUAAGCUUCAUUUUUUUCUCCUCCAGACAUAACGUUGAUUCAUGGGCCCCAAAAGUUCCACUUUAGAACAGUUUCCCAAAACCUUUGGGGUUUGUCCAGAUGAUUUUUGGCAUACUGGAGUCUAUUUUUUCCUUGUGCCUGGUAGUCAGAAGUGGGUUGUGCCUGGGAGUUCUGGCAUGGAGGCCUUCAUCUUAUAGUGCGCGCAUUGUUGUCUGGGACGAAACCUGCGUUCCCCCCUCUGCAAUGUCCUGUUGUAGUUCCUCAGCUGUUACCCGGGGGUUUUUCACCACUGUACACACACAGCAUCCUCUUUCCACCACGCUCAGGUAGUGUUUCCACUGUGCCUUUAGCUUUAAACUUGCCAAUUAUGCUCCCAACUGUGUCUCUUGGAAUGUGUAAUGUCUUUGCUAUUUUCUUAUAUCCAUAUCCUUACCUCCUCUCUUGACUUCUUUGACCACUCCCUGGACUUCACCAUGUUGCAAAUACACCAUUGACCAUCUACAAGAAACUGAGCAUCAGUCUUUUUCAAUCAGUUUAAUUGUUGCUCGUUAUGGUUCUAAUCACAUCUGCAGGUGUUUUCAACACCUGAUUGAAAAGACAUUUUUCAAAUUCUGUUCUUAAGAGUUAUGAUCUUCAAGGGGUUGAAUAAUUUUGUCAAUGAGAUAUUAAGAGAAAUGACACUGUUUGGUAUGUUACAAAAUAUAAUGUAAUUCAAGUUGCAUUUGUCUCUUUAAUGCAUCUUUAUCUGAUAUGACUAUAAACAAAAUACGGAAUAAAUGUCCAACUUGCUAAAACACCAACAUUGUGUGGGGCUUGAAUAAUUUUGAUCACAACUGUACCGUAGCUGCGUGUGUCAAAUAUGAAUCAUUAAAUGACUCCUGGUGGUAGAGGGCGCUAGUGAUCCUUCUUGCGACUACUCGGCUGCAGAAGAAGUGACAACAAGCAGCAAGAGUGUUUAUUUUUUUCUCUCGCUUGCACUUUUAACAUGGAGGAUUACAUAUCUAGAAUAAAACCGUUUUCUAAACUGGACUUUCAAUCGAAGCAGGAGGUAAUAAAGGAAGAUCUCCAUCGAGACAGAGAGACUUUUUAAACUGAAGAAAGAUAAGGAAGACUUCUAUAAACAAGUUAUCGAUGCUUUUGAUCAGAAGGAGCUGCGCAUGGACUUCAUUUAUAAGUAAAGGUAAGACCAUAAUAAUGUUUUUUUUAAUUAAAUGUGCUUUUCAUGAUGGCAUCCUUACAUCACACUCAAAUUUUUAAGCGCAGGCCUAAAUUUACCGCAUGCCUUUGAGAAGAGGUUUUAAAUUAAUUAGCGCCCCGGCUGCAAUUCAAGGAAAUACGGUAGUCGUGUUGCUCUGCUGUUUUAUUCUAAUUAGACAAAUUGGUCACACGUUCAUUCCUUUUGUAAUCAUUUGAUUCAAACAGCUUAUUUUGAUCGGUCAUGAUUUUUGUAAUGGUUUUUGGCUUUGAAAAAAAUGUAACAAAACGUGCUUGACUGGUACAAGAUAUUAUAUUACACAUCUUGCUAUGCUACUCUAUUCCAAUUACAGUAAUUUGCCGCACUUUACCGUUGUUUCUUUUCUUUUAUUAAAUCAUUUUGUGUUCAA
This is a messenger RNA of Nerophis ophidion (straightnose pipefish), 6596 nucleotides long. RefSeq lists its product as uncharacterized. The transcript is spliced from 15 exons. The coding region runs from base 140 to 1039 and encodes 299 amino acids. Lineage: Eukaryota; Metazoa; Chordata; Actinopteri; Syngnathiformes; Syngnathidae. The record is from RefSeq and is a predicted model, not a curated record.